Molecule: messenger RNA, 2252 nt
Organism: Populus trichocarpa (black cottonwood)
Lineage: Eukaryota; Viridiplantae; Streptophyta; Magnoliopsida; Malpighiales; Salicaceae
Product: calmodulin-binding protein 60 B
Exons: 8
Coding region: 129-1877 (582 amino acids)
Biological process (GO): regulation of salicylic acid biosynthetic process
Cellular component (GO): nucleus
Molecular function (GO): DNA-binding transcription factor activity; sequence-specific DNA binding; calmodulin binding
Source: RefSeq, a predicted model, not a curated record
AUAACUCCCUAUUUAAGCCAACGCAGUUCAAGUGUUUGCUCUCUGUACUUAUCAUAAUCUUUUAGUUUCAAGUGGUUAUUGUACAUUUCUUGAAAAGGGUGUUUUUGUUGUUGUUGGAAUCUGUACUGAUGUCGUCGAAGAGGGAUUUUCAGUUUGUUGAUGGGGGAGAUGGGAUAGCGAUGGGAGCCCCUGCAGCUCAAGAAUCAAAGAGAUUUAAGAAUGCUGUUAGGGAUGUGAUGGGAAAGCUUUCUGUGAGUGAUUUGGUGUCUGAAAUGGAACCAUUUCUUCGAGCUGUGAUCCGAGAUGAGGUGGAACGAACAGUUCAAAGAGUUCUUCAAUCCUCCUCAAGCUCCUCGCUUAAUCAGCCUCAGACAUCUGUAAAAAGAGGCUUGAUGUUGCAAUUUGUUAACAAAUUGCCCCCCACCAUCUUCACUGGUGGCAAGAUAGAAGCCGAGGAUGACAAACCAGUCACGAUUGUGUUGAUGGAUGCCAAUACCAACACAAUUGUCACAUCUGGUCCUCUAGCUUCCCUGAAGAUUGAAAUAGUUCCCCUUGAUGCUGAUUUUGGCUCUGAUGAUCAAGAAGAUUGGACCGAGUCUGAAUUCGCAGCGAGGGUGAUUCGCGAAAGAGAAGGUCGGAGGCCUUUGGUGACCGGAGACCUCGCUAUUACAUUAAGAGAUGGUGUUGGCCAACUAGGUGAUAUGGUGUUCACCGAUAACUCUAGUUGGCAGAGAAGCAGAAAGUUUAGGUUAGGUGCUAGACCUGUGCAAAAGGUUUCUGGUGAAACGAGGAUUAGAGAAGGAAGAAGCGAAGCUUUUGUGGUUAAGGAUCACCGCGGAGAGUCGUAUCAGAAACAUCACCCUCCACACUUCCGUGAUGAAAUAUGGCGAUUGGAAAGGAUAGCGAAAGAUGGUGCACUCCAUAAGCGGUUGGCAAUUGAUGGAGUUAAAUCCGUCCAGGACUUUCUGCGAUUGUAUAUGAUCGAUCCAACAAAGCUGCGCAAUGUACUUGGAUCUGGUAUCUCAAACAGGACAUGGGAUACCAUCAUCAGGCAUGCUACCACCUGUGUUGUAGAUGAUAGCAAGUUCUAUAGUUACUUUGAUGCUGGACAAAGCAUCGGCCUGCUCUUCGAUUCCAUCUACCAAGUUGUAGGAGCAAUGUUUGAUGGCCAUAAAUACGAACCCCUGCAUAAUCUCACCCCUCCUCAAAAAGUCUUGGUGGAAAACAUUAAGCGGCAAGCUUAUGAGAAUGUGGACAACUUCAUCCAGAUGGAUGCUACUGCUCUCUUUGGCCCCUCAAGGUCCUUCACAACCCUGCAGGCUGAGCCAUUUAAUGAUCCAAAUCUAGCUCAGCAGCAACUUGAAUUCCCAGUCGCACGCCAAGAUCAGCAACAAGUGCGGAUGGAUUUCUACAACUCACCUAGUUCAACAUCAUAUGGAUAUGCAGAAAGCGGCAGUCCAUUAGAAGUGUCUGUAUCUCAGACUAGUCAUCAAGUGGAAGCACUCCCUCAAGUGUUUCGGAACAGCUUCAAGUUUACAGAUUUUUUCCCCCUUCCCUACAAUGGGGAAAACAGUUGGUCUCCAAAUGGUUGGCCAGUUCUGACAAGCACGCAAUUAAGUGCUGGGGACAUGUCUGAUGUCCAAACACCAACCUGGUCUCCUGGCAAUUCAACAUGGGGGCCAGGCAAUGCCUUCAUCUUCACUGCAGAUAAUGAAGGGGAUGUAGGCAUUUUUUCUUCUCAUCCAAAUUUCGGUGUCCAUGUGUCCCAGAUUCGAGCACCAAAAGCAAGAUGGUGCAAGCUCCGUGCUGCCCUCAAAAUGGGGUCAUUCAUGCGGGACGUCGCAGCUAAAAGAAUGUCGCAAGGUCUCUGUAUGUAAAUCACUAGGCUUGUAGUAAGCUUCUCGGCAUUUAGGAGGUAAACUCCCCUAGGUGCAGGAGAGUUAGUCAUUAGAUUUCCUGUUCUCUUGCAAUCUUUUCUUUCCCAUCAUUGUAACAAAUGCAAUAAAGGGUCCUCACUCCUUUAGUCUGUUAGCUUAGUACAAUAGCUUCCAAGUUGCCCUUCUUGUAAAAAAUGUCACGAAGGGCCUUCUGUGUGUUGCCUUAGUUUGUGUUAGCUUAUGAUGAUUCCUAUAAUCAUCUCUUCACCUUCUUGUAACAAAUUACCACAGAUGGGUUCUUGUACAAAGCAGAUUUUAUUUACAAAUCACGUGAAAAGCUAUUCAAUUCCACGUGUUUUUUCAGUCAAUCCAAAA